CGGCCACCGGCGGCGAUGUGCAGACCUCCGGCCACGGGUGGUGCUGCGGCGAAUAUCCUGCUGACCGUCGGCCCGGUGCCCAUCACAGUUGUCGCCGGCGGUUCUGCUAUCGGGGAGUUAGACCUGCGGUGAGAGAUUUAUUGGAAGAAGAACCCCAACUGGAAGCAAACCACGACUGAAGACGAGGGAACAGCAACACGUGAACCAGCCCGAGGAUUGAGAGCAUCAACUAGAGAGAACCCAUCUGACUCGGAGAUUCCAGUGAUUCUGUCGGGAGAAAGUUUGGUUAAAAAUGACAAGAAAUUUGUCUCCGGGAAUCUCAAACACAGCACGCCAGUUUUGCUGUAUCUGUCCAGAUAUUUAAGAAGUGGAGCAAGGGAUUCACUCGAUCAUCCUUCCUGCUCAGACUGUGGGGAGGGAUUCACUCGAUCAUCUGACCGACUGGCACACCCGUCAUUUUACACAGGGGUGAACCCGUUCAUCUGCUCAGACAGUGGGAAUGGAUUCAGUCGGUCAUCUCAACUGAAGGUACAUCAGCUAGUUCACACUGGGCAAGGCCAUUCACCUCUUCUGUGUGUGAGAAGGGAUUCAGUCGGUCUUAUCACCUGUGGACACACCAGUCUGGUAACACUGGGCAAAGGCUGUUCAUCUGCUGAAUUUCUGGGGAAGAAUUCACUCAGUCAUCUGACCUAAUGGCUCACCAGCCAGUUCACACCGGGGAGCGACCAUUCACAUGCUCGGACUGUGGAAAAGGAUUCACUUACUCAUCUAGACUGAAGUUACAUCAGCGAGUUCACACUGGAGAGAGGCCAUUCACCUGCUCAGACUGCGGGAGGGGAUUCACUCGGUCAUCCGACCUACUGGUACACAAGUCAGUUCACACCGGGGAGUGGCCAUUCACCUGCUCAGACUGUGGGAAGGGAUUCACUUGCUCAUCUGAACUGAAGGUACAUCAGCGAGUUCACACUGGGGAGAGGCCAUUCACCUGCUCAGACUGCGGGAAAGGAUUCAACUCAGUCAUCUCAACUGAAGGUACAUCAGCGAGUUCACACUGGGGAGAGGCCGUUCACCUGCUCAGACUGUGGGAAGAGAUUCACUCAUUCAUCCACCUUACAGAGUCAUCAGCGAGUUCACACUGGGGAGAAGCCAUUCACCUGCUCAGACUGUGGGAAGAGAUUCACUCAUUCAUCCACCCUACAGAGUCAUCAGCGAGUUCACACUGGGGAGAAGCCAUUCACCUGCUCAGUCUGUGGGAAGAGAUUCACUCAUUCAUCCACCCUACAGAAACACCAGUCAGUUCACACUGGAGAGAGGCCGUUCACAUGUUCAGUCUGUGGGAAGAGAUUCACUCAGUCAUCCAACCUACUGGUACAUCAGUCAGUUCACACUGGGGAGUAGCUGUUCACCAGCUCAGUUUGUGGGAAGGAAUUCACUCGGUCAUCCUACCUACAGAAUCAUCGGCGAGUUCACACUGGGGAAAAGCCGUUCACCUGCUCAGAAUGUGGGAAGAGAUUCACUGAUUCAUCCACCCUACAGAGACACCAGCGAGUUCACACUGCGGAGAAGCUGUUCACCUGCUCAGAAUGUGGGAAAGGAUUCACUCAGUCAUCCCACCGACUGGCACACCAGUCAGUUCACACACAGGAGAAGCCGUUCACCUGCUCAGUCUGUGGGAAGAGAUUCACUAACGCUUUCAACCGACAGAGACACCAGCAAGUCCACACUGGGGAGAAGCCGUUCACCUGCUAAGAAUGUGGGAAAGGAUUCACUCAGUCAUCCCUACUACUGGUACACCAGUCAGUUCACAGUGGGGAGUGGCCAUUGUCAUGAAUCCCUUGGUUUCGUUUGCUGUGGACUGUCAUUUUAAGAGAGAGAGAUUAAGAAGGCUAAUCAGUCUGAUUUGCAGUUUGUUUACAUCGCUCACAGCUUGUUCACUUUUAACCAAGGGCACAAACAGCGAGAGUCAAAUGGAGACAAAGGAAGAAAAAUGGAAGGAUCGAAACCAGGGAACUAGUGGCAAGGGUCACUGUUUAGAACUAUACUUUGCCCACAAGGGUGGGUUAAUUAUCGAUUCAGCAUUCAUCGAAUGUGUGGUUGUCACCUUGUUUGUUCCAUUGAAGUGGAACAGAUUUGGAAUAUCCUGUGAAGACCACUUAUGUGUUAACCAUUGCCUGGGUUUGGGUGUGGUUAUUCACUUGAAGACGAUACCCCUUGUGACAAGUCACUUUUGGUGAUAAUUCGUAUGUGGAUUUGGAACGACGGCGAAUAAAAUCUACAGCGACUAUUCUCUUGUUUUACCACCAUGGGACCUGUGGAAUUCGACAUAAUUGCCUUCUCUUGACAUUUACCCUGGAUUACAAAUAUCUCUCUCAUCACCUAUUCCAUGGGUGAACUGAACUUUCAUACUUUACCAUCUCAAGACUCUAAGCCUUGUUUCCCCACAGCUCAAUAUUUUGUGAGUUAUAUUUAAACACAUAUAUACACAUAAUACUGUUCACUUUUGUUUAUCUUGCUUAGGUUACUAUAUUAUAAGUAGAUACUCGUAAAGACAGUGGUUUUAACAUCAAAACCAGACUCCAGGUGUAGUCUACUGCUGCUGGUUUGUUUCUAAAGCGUUAUGGUUCGUAACAAAAUUGAGACCUGCGUUCGGGAUAUGAACAAAUUUGGGGGCGUAUUUAUUGAUUAAUUAUUGAUUUUAUUGGGGAAAUCCCUUUUGAUUUAUUUGUGUGUGAAAAAUCAGCAGCAAUGGAUGUUGAUAGAUUUCUGGAAGCACUAGUCUCUGAGGCAUGAGAGGAUGCCAGAAGGAUUGGGUUGUUGAGUAUUGCUAAAGGGUUAAAAUUUGCUAAGGUGAAAUUGACAAUGAGGAGGGCACAGAGAAGCAGAAAAACAGAGAAGAGGCAGAAAACCAGAGGGAGGAAGCACAAAGACGGGCUGUUUGAGCUGGAAAAGAUGGAGAGAUUGCAGCAAAGGGGUCUGGCAUUAGACUCUGGUGAUAAGUUUGAGGCCAGUUGGGAAGUUAAAUUGGUACCUCCAUUUGAUGAGGCGGAUGUUGAUAAAUACUUUCAGCAUUUUGAGACGUUUGCUCAGAGUAUAAAGUGGCCAAAAGAGGGUUGGCCUGUUCUCUUACAAAGUGUAAUUCAGGGGAAGGCUCAGCAAGACUAUUCUACUUUGACAGUUGAUGAAGCAGCUGUUUUGGACAUAGUGAAACAGGCUGUCCUCAAAGCUUACGGAUUGGUCCCAGAAGCAAAAGUUUAGAAAUUUGAGGAUAUCUGUUCUAUGGAAUUUGCUUAUGAGAAAUUUGUGUGUUUUGACCACUGGUACAAAUAUAAAAAUGUAAAUGAUGAUUUUAACAGCUUGAAAGAGUUGGUUUUAAUUGAAGAAUUCAAAAGGUGCAUCCCUGAUGACAUAAAGAUGUAUUUAGAUGAAAAGGAUGCUGCCCCUUUGCUGGUGUCUGCCAGAUUAGCAGAUGAGUUUGUUUUAACUCAUAAGGUUAAUUUUACGCCGAAUGAGAGCUUCCAGAAGAGCAGCAGGGAUAACCAGAAAUUAAAGCUGGGAUUAGUAACAAGUGUAAGGAUGAAGGGCAGCAGUUGAAGGAGAAAUAUUCUGGUCUUACUUGUUAAUAUUGUAAGAAAGCUGGUCAUAUGAUGGCUAAUUGUUCCGUCCUGAAGAAGAAAAAGGAAAAGGAGGCAGUCCCAAAUGCCUGUGAUCAGUAUGUUGAAGCACAUAUAAACCCACAGGGUUCUGAACACUCUGUUGAGGCUUAGUUAAGGACUGAGAGGUCUGACCGAGUUAAGAAGGUAUUUGAUCAUUUUAUGUCAGAUGGGUUUGUAUUAGUAAAGGAAGGGUCAACCCCAGUACCAGUGAAAAUUCUUCGAGAUACUGGGCUUCUCAGUCAGUUACGUUAGACAGCGUUCUAAAUUUUGGUGAUGAGACUAACAUUGGUGAGAUGAAUCUUAUUAAAGGCAUUGGGGGUGGCAUGGUUUCUGUGCCAUUGCACAGGGUAACUUUAUAGUCAGAGUUGGUUUUGGGACCUGUUAAGAUUGGAUUAUGCUCCAGUUUACAGGUGGAAGUUGUUACUUUGCUGUUAGGGAAUGACCUGGCAGAUGGUAAAGUUGUUCCUGCAGUGCAGUUGACAACUAAGCCAACCACUGACGACCCACAGAUGGAUUUUUGCAUUUAUCCUUCCUGCGCAGUAACUCGAAGUAUGUCUAAAAAGUCUACCAACACAGAUGGUUCUGUGCAGCAUGAUUCUGAUACCCAUGAUAGCCAAAAUCGGGAUUCAAGUUAUGAUGACUUGUCAGGGACUUUUCUACUUUCAUUGUUUCAACAGGAUUCAGGUAGUAAGUCUGAUGGAAAAGAUUUAUCCCUGUCUUGGAAGGAGUUUAUAGCAGAACAGAACCGAGACCCUGAGAUUGAAGCUUUAAAAGAAACAGCUCUCUCAGAUAAUGAGAUUAAGAAAGUGCCAGUUGGCUAUUAUCUCAAGGGUGGAGUAUUAAUGAGGAAGUGGAGGCCACCUGCUAUACCUGUGAGUGAGGAAUGGGCAAUUGUUCACCAAGUUGUAUUCCCUAAAGUUUAUAGGAUUAAAAUUUUAGCUUUGACCCACAGUAUGCCCUGAGGUGGCUAUUUUGGAGUGAAUAAAACUGUAAACAGGAUUAUGAAACAAUUUUACUGGCCUAAUUUGAGGAAAGAGGUUGUGACCUUUUGCAGAACCUGUCACACUUAUCAAUUUGUCGGUAAACCUAAUCAGGUCACCCCAGUGGCCCCACUCCGGCCUAUAACUGUAUUCGGUAAACCCUUUUCUAAAGUUAUAGUGGAUUGUGUUGGCCCAUUGCCAAAGACUGAAUCUGGCCAUCAGUAUUUGCUAACUAUUAUAUGUACUGCAUCCGGAUUCCCAGAGGCAAUACCUCUCAGAAAUAUUAAAGCUAAAACUGUGGCAAAGGCUCUUACCAAGUUUUUUACCUUAUUUGGUUUACCUAAAGAAAUGCAGUCUGAUCAAGGAAGUAAUUUUACAUCUGGAUUGUUCCAGCAGGUAGUUUAUGAACUGGGAGCUAAACAAAUGACAUUGUCUGAAUACCAUCUGGAAUCACAAGAGGCUUUAGAAAGAUUUCAUUCUACCCUCUAAACAAUGAUUAAGACAUACCUUGUUUAAAAUGGAAAAGACUGGGAUGAAGGAAACAUUUGCUUUUGUUCGCAGUAAGAGAGUCGGUACAGGAAUUACUGGGCUUUAGUCCUUUUGAACUUGUAUUUGGUCAUAGAGUGAGGGGAACUUUGGCCUUGUUAAAGGAACAGUGGUUUGAUGGGGAUGUACAUGUUAACUUGUUAUACUAUGUUUUGAAGUUCAAAAAUAAACUACACCAAGUUUGUAGUCUAGCAAGACAAAACUUAAUGAUUUCUCAAAACAAAAUGAAGUGUCGGUUUGAUGAGUGGGCUUGUGACAGAAAAUACCAGGUGGGGGAUAACGUGCUUGUGCUAUUUCCAAUGUUGACGAAUCCACUUCAGGGAAAAUUCAAUGGACCAUAUGGAAUAGUUUUUCAAAGUAAUGAUGUAAAUUAUGUUAUUAAAACACCCAACCAACGUAAACUAACACAGGUGGUACACAUAAAUAUGAUAAAGCCUUAUUGGACAAGCAGGCACCAUCUGUGUGUGUUGUCAAAAUAUAUGAAUCUGGCAACCCUGAGAAUGAAACAAUUGACUCGUCUAAGGCUACGUCCACACUAGACCGGUUAAAUCCAUAACCAAAGCUUUUUCUCUUCGUUUUGACCCUCUGUCCACACUGAAACGGUGUUUUCCUCCCUCGAAAACAGAGAUUUUGUACAACGCCCUCCAGAGUGUGUAAAUUUGAAAACGCCGAUUGUGCAGUGCAGUGUGGACGGGCUAAACAGAUAUGUUUAAAAACGCUGUCAUGACGUGCCGGAACAGAUGGCGGCAGUGUGGCAUUUCAUUGUUUUCUUGAACGCAACCCCCCACACAACCUAACAAUUUCAGAACAGACAGAAACAAUACUGAAGCCAGAAGAGUUAGAAAUGUACUUACCAAAUACUUUGACCCAUAGCUUUCUGAAUAAAUAAGUAUACUUACUUUGCCCUGUUUUCUGUCCUUGCUUGUAUGAACAGCAAGUACUUCUUUGACAAUAGAUGUGCAACAGCCUAAUGUUACAUCGUAUGGAAAUGCAAGAUAACACUGAUGCAGACAUGUUUUAUACAUGUAACAAGGCGCUUUAUUUGUCGCGGACCCUUCUGGCAAUCCCCCACCUUACUAUUUACCUCAGGAAUUGGGCUUCAAUCCCCUCGUUUAAUUUCCAA
Messenger RNA from Mobula hypostoma (lesser devil ray), 6302 nucleotides. Its product is annotated as gastrula zinc finger protein xLCGF3.1-like. The transcript has 3 exons. The record is from RefSeq and is a predicted model, not a curated record. The coding region runs from base 693 to 1520 and encodes 275 amino acids. Lineage: Eukaryota; Metazoa; Chordata; Chondrichthyes; Myliobatiformes; Myliobatidae. Gene Ontology annotation, molecular function: DNA-binding transcription factor activity, RNA polymerase II-specific; RNA polymerase II cis-regulatory region sequence-specific DNA binding. Gene Ontology annotation, biological process: regulation of transcription by RNA polymerase II.